UCAAAGAAGGUCACGCUGAAAGCAUAAUGUGUUCUCAACAUUAAAUAUGAUUACAAUCAUGUCAUUUAUGUUUAUGCCAGCCUUGUAAGAUAAAAGAUUCAUUAAUCAAGAGGUCAAUUUCGAAAUAUUGCAAAAGUAAUUAAUGCUUGGAUAUCAAUUAAAAAAAAAGAUUAAUGUUUUCCUGUCACUAUACACAGAUCAAUCGAUCUACAACCCUCCAGGAGGUUAAAGACUUGGAUGCCGCUGGAAGCAUAUCCAGGAAUCUGAAUAUGUCGGUUAUAAAAGACUCGGUAACUGUCCCAGAUGGUGGAUAUACAAUUCUCCGCAUACACGCCACAAAUCCAGGUUUUUGGUUCUUUCAUUGCCAUAUUGAUUUCCAUGCAGAGAUAGGAAUGGGUAUUUUUCUACAAGUCGGAGAAGUAAAUCAGAUGCCAAAACCACCGAACCGUUUUCCAAGAUGUGGAAAUUGGAAGUAUAUGGCUGAUGAAGAGGAAGAACCAUCAUGCCCUGUAAACAGCGCCAUGAGUACACAAUUCGGACCGAUGGUUGUGAUGUGUGUCUUCUAUGUAACCCUCUUAUUAAAUUAGAAUUUAUGUAUAACUCCUUUUAAACAUGAUUUCUGGCUUCAUAUUUGUUCAAUGUACUUCCUAACAUUUGUCACUGUCAGUUCUUUGAAAUUAUAUCAGGAUACCACAGGGUUUGACACAUCUAUAUCAUAUUUGGAAUUAAGCUAGAAAAGACAUUAAUGGUACACUAACAACAACAAAAAUAUGAUAAACUUGAUGACUUAAACUUUUCUAUCGUCAGUUACCAUACUUACUGUACCCUUAUCUUCAGAGGCACCUGAAGUUACUUAUUUGUCUUGUAUAAAAUUUAUCCAAUAUCUAAUAAUACACAAGAUAUAAACAUCGGCGCCAUCUUGAUUUUUUUCUAGGUCUAUCACAUCAACUUGUAUUUUCGUUUGAAACUCCGUAAAAUAAAUUCCCUGUGAUCACAUUCUUUCUGUGGUCAGUCUUUCGAGGCCCUUACUUGCACACAGUGCAAUCAAAAGGUAGCAUCACAGGUGAAAAUAGAAAAAGAUCUUCAUCAAACUUGAUCUAUUGCUUCAAGAAUCUUUGAAAUUUCAAAAGGGGCAAGUAAGACUAUUAAUUUUGUUUUAUCUCAAUAAUUAUUCUUUUUAAUUACUAGUAUUUAUUAUUCUUUUGAUUUGCCUUAUUUUAUUAGAGAGAAAUGUUUGGGAAAGAAUUUUUUAUAUUGUGUAUUUCAACUUUUAAAUUUAUAUCAAAUAAGUAUAUAUAUCAUAAUUGCCUUGUACAGAUUUCAUACCUACAUAAAAA
Molecule: messenger RNA, 1337 nt
Organism: Saccostrea cuccullata (small rock oyster)
Lineage: Eukaryota; Metazoa; Mollusca; Bivalvia; Ostreida; Ostreidae
Exons: 2
Coding region: 174-587 (137 amino acids)
Molecular function (GO): copper ion binding; oxidoreductase activity
Source: RefSeq, a predicted model, not a curated record